Halichondria panicea is the source of this 1008-nucleotide messenger RNA. RefSeq lists its product as uncharacterized. The coding region runs from base 1 to 978 and encodes 325 amino acids. The record is from RefSeq and is a predicted model, not a curated record. The transcript has a single exon. NCBI's taxonomy places the organism in Eukaryota, Metazoa, Porifera, Demospongiae, Suberitida, Halichondriidae.
AUGAGUGCUGAAACAUCACCAUCUUCUAAUGAAGACUCUGACUCUAGCAGCCAAAGCAGUGAUUUUGACACAGAACCUUUUCGAUACCCUAGCACAACAGACCCCACUUCAGUUAAAGACCAACCUUCUGUUGAAGCUUUUCCGCUAGAAAAUGACUUGGUGCAAGUAAACUUUGGUAAGUGGAUGAUAUUCAGACUAUAUACUCAACUUGAUGAGACAUGGCACAUGAUAAGGAACGAAGUCGAAUGUGGUGUGCUGGCUGACUCAGUAGUAUUAGCUUUAAGCUCUACGAUGUACUACAAUCCGACAGCUCAUGGACCUGGGCCAAGAAAAGUUGGAGUGAUCUGCGUGUACACUACCGAGAAAAACAUUGACACUGUAGGCUUCACACUUAUCAAUUUAGUCCACCACGACAUAAAGUUCAAAACAGAGCAAGCAACGGAGAACUAUAAGUUUGCAUGGAAAAGAGACCAAGCAUCAGUCUGCCUUCGAACACUUUAUUGGAAUAGUGGGAAGCCGUCAUUUUUGCUACAGGGAGAUCGAUGUUCUGGGCCAGUUUGUGGUCGAAUCAGAGACGAGUGGCACCUUAAUUAUGUGAGAGCACCUGAGCCAAUUAUGUCAAGAAACUUCGACUAUGGUCGAUGGGUUUUAACUUUGAAAUCCUGUGCCCAAUUGACAAUAAUAUGGCACAUUUUGAAGGGGGGGAUUGAAGGUGGACACAUGGGUCCAGUUGAAAUGGUGUGCCCACCCAAAAUUGAUUGGAGAGAUGCAAAUGAGGAGCCUGUGUUCCUAGUGUACACUGCUCGCAACAACCGAGAGUACGUUGGUCGCACAAUUUCCACGUUGGUCGAAAGCAACGAAGUUACCAGUUGUUCAUAUGAGGUGCCCAGAAGAGUGGUAAAGAACCAAUACAAUCACAGUGUGGUGUGGGAAAAUGAUAAACCUGUGUAUGUUAUGACUUUGGCUAGCCGUCAAUAGUAUACAGCCUAUGGAUUUUGUGUAUCAAUA